CAGAAGCAGGGUGCGGGCAGACGCAUGACACCCUUGGACCCCCAGCUCCGCAGGGCCAUGCUCCUGGCCACUAUCUUGAUGCUGCUGCUUCGGGUAAAGGAGGUGAGGCCACAGAAGGGGGGUCCAGACCCUGCCGAGAACAGCCAGAAAGACAGCAUGCCUUCCACAGACCAGGACGAAGAGCAGUUUGAAGAGCGCUUCGUGGCCUCCUCAGUAGGGGAGAUGUGGCAGCAGCUGGACAUGACCCAGCAGGAGGACGAGGUGGCGGAAGCGGCAGCGGUGCGCGACCACCUCUUUGACCUGGCCUUCUGCCUGAACCUGGCCAGCAUCAUGGUUUUUUUAUGA
Molecule: messenger RNA, 345 nt
Organism: Trichechus manatus latirostris (Florida manatee)
Lineage: Eukaryota; Metazoa; Chordata; Mammalia; Sirenia; Trichechidae
Gene: SOFU1
Product: LLLL and CFNLAS motif containing 1
Exons: 2
Coding region: 25-345 (106 amino acids)
Biological process (GO): fusion of sperm to egg plasma membrane involved in single fertilization
Source: RefSeq, a predicted model, not a curated record